Molecule: messenger RNA, 2991 nt
Organism: Geosmithia morbida
Lineage: Eukaryota; Fungi; Ascomycota; Sordariomycetes; Hypocreales; Bionectriaceae
Product: Fungal trans
Exons: 3
Coding region: 1-2991 (996 amino acids)
Biological process (GO): DNA-templated transcription; regulation of DNA-templated transcription
Molecular function (GO): DNA binding; DNA-binding transcription factor activity, RNA polymerase II-specific; zinc ion binding
Source: RefSeq, a predicted model, not a curated record
AUGACUACCACGAAUUACACAAGAGAGGGCAGCGAGGGCAGCGAAAUUGCCAUGCAGGAGAACAUCUCUUCUCAUAGAAGAUCUGGCGCAGCCCGUAUCUCUAACAAGCAACAUGUCCGCCAUCGUGCCUCUGUUGCGUGUGCCUCGUGUCGGGAUCGGCGCAUUCGCUGCGUUGUGCCUCAAGGGCAAUCAGAGUGUAACCAGUGCCGCCGGGCUGGCACUGAAUGCAUCAUCAAGAAUGACGAUGAGCGCAGGCGCCCGGUUUCGAAGGCCUACAUGUCAUCACUGUCUGAUCGAAUUUCGCUUUUGGAGGCAAUGCUCAAGGAAAAGGGGGUGAUACCACCGCCAGCGUGCCACCCGCCAAAGACAAAGAAUGAAGCUCAGAGAAAGCCGGACGAGCAGCUAGAGAUGUCACAAAACAGUCAACAACAGUCUAGCUCGCAGCCGGUAGCGCCUCUUAACGCCAAUUCGCCAUCUCUUGGGGUCCCUUCGCCUCCGGACUCCGCAAACGGCUUUAUCAAAGCCGACACUGAUCAGAUUGAUGCUUCCACGACGGACAGCAGCCAGAUACUCAAGCCUCCCUACAAGGAGGAUUCACCACUCCGCAUGCUCGACUCGAAGCAAGAGAGCAUUGUUCACCGGCUGCUUUCAGCCAAGGAGAACCUCUCAUUUGACCAACUAUCUGGAAGACUCCGUUUCUUUGGGCCAACCGCCAACAGUCAUGUAUACGCUGAGUCACCGGACCAGCUGGACUCACGCGAGCCUCCAGAGCAAGUCCGUAGGGCUGAGAGAAUCAUUCGCUCCCUGAACCCGACAACUUACAGCUACUUGAUGAAUCACUUCUGGGAAUACUACAACAGCAUCAUUCCCAUCAUAGACAGGGGUGCAUUCGAGGCCGACCGUGACUCCCGGAAUCCAAAAUUCUACAGCUCUUUCCUCCACAUCGCUAUCCUAGCCAUGGGCUACCGUGGGUGCGACAAGAAUCGUGGUGAUACCAGGCGCAUCUCUCUGGGGAACCUUGAGAGCACACUUCACAGAGAGGCGAAGUAUAUGGUUGACAUUGAAAUCGAGCGCCCUGGCGGUAUUCCCAGUGUACAGGCCCUGCUUCUUCUCGGAGACUUGGAGUGCGGUGUGGGUAGAGACAACACCGGGUGGAUGUAUGCAGGAAUGGCAAAUCGCCUCGCCUUUGAUAUUGGCCUCCAUCUGAAUUGCAGAAACGAUGGCAUUUCCGAAAAGGAGGUACAUAUCCGCCAGAUGGUCAUGAAAGCCUGUGUCGUCUAUGACAAAUACUGGGCUCUGUUCCUCGGACGGCCGACCAGUAUCAAAAGCCAAGAUCUCGAUUUGGAACUGGUGUCUGACAGACUCUCAACAACUCACAAAGACCUUCCAACAACUUUUGAUAGAGAUGUCAACAUGGAGAUCUACGAGAAACUCAUUGAGCUUAUGGAACUUUCCGGGCGCAUUGUUGAAAUGCGGAGUCAUAAAUCAGUCAAGAAAACAACAACAGACAGUACCAACAUGUUUGCCAUGAACGAGGCCGAGGACAACGCCUAUCUCCACGUCAUCAAUCUAGACAGGAUGCUCCAGAACUGGUACCGACGCUUGCCUGAGCACCUGGCCUGGAGACCAGCAAACAUCAAGACAGCUCCGUAUGGCUUCUUUCUCCUCCACCAACAAUACCAUGUGACUAUGAUCCUGCUCCACAGAUCAUGGGCCAAGUAUGACUCCAUCGCUGGAGACAGUGCCAACAACAGCCCCCAGUCCAACCCAGAUUUCAGCCACAAAUCUACCUCCGCUGAGGCCUUGAAGACACAAGUUCCGGGUUUAGGAGAAUGCGAGAACACCCUCAGGGUGAAUGGCUCGAAUCCCAUGGUCCACGGCAGUCGGGCCUCCCUUUCUCGCAGUAUCUGCACACAACAAGCCAUCCGCGUGGCUCGUAUCUUCUGGCAGCACCGACAGCGCUUUGAUGGUCGCAAGAUCUUCGUGACCGGUAUCCAGCAUGCGGGCACAGCCGUUAUUGCCCUCAUUGCCGCACUGGCUAACCACUGCAAUGAGGCCGACCGCCGAACUUAUAUGGGCUACCUGGAGAUACUCAGUGGUGCACUUGCUGAUAUGAGCUACACUUAUCACCCUGCCGGGCGUAUGAAUGACCUUCUUGGGGCUGUCAUGGGUCAAAUCCGUCUUGGCCUGGGUGAAGCUGCCCAUAUUAUUGCCCGCGACCAGGUCUUUCCCUUCAAUAGCGUCCCUGGAUCAACAUCAAUGAGUGACAGCAACGAUGUGUCCAUUCCUGUCAUCCCUUCCGGACGCGAGUCUUCUGACGCGAACUCGGGCUACCCUUAUAAGAGGAUGCGAUCAAGCAACAGUAGAAGAGCCUCGGAGUUUGCACGGCCGCCUCCCCCCUUCUUCCAAACAACAGAAACGCCGCCAGGGAAUGGGCUCUCAGCGCUGAAGACGAGCAUUUUUGGCCAGGAGAUUUAUCGGCAUGAACAUUCACCAUUUGAUUCAACAUUUUUCCCCUUAGGGCUAGCAAAUGGAUCGAGCAUUGAUUUCAGUUUCCUCGACGAGUCUGCCGUCGACACCGACCCCAGUGAACAGCAGCAGCAGCAGCAUACGAGCCUCGUGACGCCAUCAUCUUCGGAUGUAUGGAGCUAUAGAAACUUUCACAGCGAUCAUCAAUCAGGAAGCCAGGGACUAGAAUCGGGUACUGGCGAGUACAGCCGUGGACCUGCGGGGCUUAGCGCCGGUUCGGUGAUUGGGCACGAUUCGGCCGACACAGCGGAAGCUAUGUUGACUACGAAUUUUGGCGUAUCCAAGGGAGGGAAUGAUAUCGCCUACGACAUAAUAGACUCUAAUACUCAUAUGAAGAUCAGCGGUGUGAGUCCAGUCAAUAUGGAUGGCUUGGUGCAAAGCGUGGAGGGGACGCCGGAUGGUGUUGGCGGCCAUGGUGAUGGCAGCCGCAACCGAAACUUGGACUUUUUCAGCUUCAACUGA